Messenger RNA from Porites lobata, 3096 nucleotides. The record is from the annotation of a GenBank genome assembly. NCBI's taxonomy places the organism in Eukaryota, Metazoa, Cnidaria, Anthozoa, Scleractinia, Poritidae.
AUGGAACAUCUUAAAGGUUUGCUUGCUCCUAAAACACUUCACUGGUUCAGUUAUGUGGCAAAUAUCUGUUGGAUUGUGCUCGGAAUUAUCCUAUUAGCAAUCUUUGCAGACAUUGAAAACAACGAACCGAGAUUUGACUUUCGCUGUGGCUCAAAUGGCGACGAGGACCUCAUUCGUGGAAAGUGUUACGAACAGUAUGAAAAACAGUACAUAAAAUUUGGUAUUCCUUUGUAUGGGUUCGUGAUAAUUAAUUUCCUUGUUACUGCGAGUGUUUGUGGAAUUUACUCGCAGGUGGUGAAGUCGAGAGUCGAUGAACUCAUUGAACACGAGAAGAAUCAAGCAAAAGGGCGGACUCAACAGAGUAACAAUUCUGGAAGAAAGCUUUUCAAGGCGUACUGUUUGCAACUUCUUGCCAGAUUUGUCCUUGGGAUUUCUUUUGUCCUUCUACAGACCAAAUUACUUUAUCCUCUUAGCUUUCCAUCGAACUUUAACUGUAACUUAACAAGAGACGGUAAAUUAUCAGACAUUGCCGUGAUUCCAGUCAGUGCGUCGCACAACGAAACUCUAACACAAACGUCAUACGAAUGUCAUAAUCAACGAGCAGCUAAGAAGACCUUCUGGGCUAAUGCCGUGAUCGUUGUAACUGGAACUUUUACAUUUCUUGUGUUUAUCGAGGCUCUGUACAUGUUAUGGCGUGCAAGAAAAACAAGCGGCUUUAAACCCUUUACGGAGGACCAGGAAUUUCAAAAUUAUUAUCUGAGUUCGAAUACGUCAAAUUCAGAUUCUACGCCUUCUACAGGAAUCGAACUGGGUCCGUUAUCUAACAACGACGACGAUCACACCAAUCCUUCAUCCACCGUUCAACCCUGCAAUGAAUCCCCGCCAGAACCGUCGCAUAUUGACAAUCGAACCGAACUGCCACCAUCAAACGCGUCAGCCACGGCAUCCAGCAACCCUUCACAUGACUCGUCAAUCAACCCCACUCCAACAGACGAACAAACAUCCAUCUCAACCUUCAUCGAAAAUAUGAAGGAAUACGUCAAAAGAAAAACGGAACAAUCUGAUGAUAAAGAUCCUUUUGAUCCUAAUCCAGGUGAAGGCUCUCAAAGAGAUCAAACACUUGACCAAAUCUACACCAAUUUGGUUAUUCACAAGGGAAGAGUUAAUAUGCAUCUCUUCAUAGCUGGAGAUAGAAAGAAACGACUAGAAGACUACCCCAAACCCACGAAAAACUCGCGACCAACACAACCAGGAGAUAUUUUUGAUGCUAAAAAACAGAAGAUACUUGUUGUUGGUCGUCCUGGAAUUGGAAAAACUAUGUUUAGCACGAAGAUUCUCCGCAACUGGGCAUCCGAUAACUUGUUUAUAGAAGCAAAAAAAUCACUAGUGGAUUUCAAAGUCGCUUUCCUCAUCAAGCUAAGGAGGUUUAACUCGGCCAAGCAAGACGAAACACUCAGUCUUCGCGAGCUUCUGAAUCAGUCAGAGUAUUCCGCAGAAGAUCUAACCGAAGAGGUCUGGAAGUACAUUCUUCAAAACCCAAACAAAGUACUUAUAAUUUUUGAUGGAUUUGACGAAUACUCUGGUAAGACUAAAAUCGAUAACGAAAGCCAUCCGUACAGAGACAAUGAACAGCAAAGCAUGCCUAUUCAUUUCCUCUUCGAGAAAAUAGCAUCAGGAUACAUUCUUCGUGGUGCUACAGUUCUAACGACCACAAGACCGAACGCCGUGUCACGUAUCAGUAGACUCUACUUUCACAAAACCGUUGAGAUUCUGGGAUUUACAACUGAGCAAGUGGAUGAGUAUGUGCAGAAGUUCACGAAUGGCGAUGACCAGAAAGCAAACACCAUAAAGCAGCACAUUAACAGUAACCGUAACCUCUUGUCCUUUUGCUAUAUUCCUGUGAAUUGUUGGAUCAUUUGUUCGUGCUUGUUACAGUUGCUUGGCAACACUACUGGCUUAACCAGCCUCCCGACAAGACUGACAGAAAUAUACUCAAUUGCAAUAAAAAUGUUUUACUUUUGUUACGAUGAUAAUCAAUAUCGCCACGAUAAAGCCAAAGGUCAACAGUUUAUUCUAAAGCCGUUUAAGGAACUUUCUUCUCAUGUGCAAAAUGUGUUUGCACGUCUGGGAAAAAUUGCCUUUGAUGGAAUUAAAGAGGGAAAACUAAUUUUCGAAUCACAUGAAGUUAACGACCUAGAGAGUAAUGGCUUGUUUCACCGUUUACCUGAUACUAGAGACCGUCCUUUAGCUGAGCCAAGACCGCAAUAUUGUUUUUUACACCUGACGAUACAGGAGUUCUUAGCGGCGAAGUAUUUGGUGGACACGUACAGUGCCGAAGACCUGCAGAAGUUUGUUUCCGAUCACAUCCAAGAUGGCGCGUGGCAGGUUGUGAUGCAGUUUGUGGCUGGACUGCUGGCUGAAAAAGAAGGACAAUCAACAGAUAUUUUCAGCGACCUUCUUCCCUCAAAAACUUGUACUGAAGAAGUUGAAAUCGAGAUGAAUGAAGAUUCAGAGGAACGAACUGAAACACUGACCUUUUGGCCAGCUCCUGAACGCAGGUUAUUAGUGGUGACGCUAUUCAAUUGCAUGUAUGAGAACAAAGCCUCUGAUCGAGAAGUUCAAAAGAAACUGGCGAAAAUUGGUUGUAAUGCGCUUGAUUUUAGAGUGUGUAACCUGUCACCACUCGACUGUUUAGCAUUAGUGCAUGCACUUAAAUCUGUUGAAGGAAUUUUGUAUUUUGAUUUAACCGCCAACAACCUUCAGUCGCUAGGAUGUAUUGAGAUUGCGAAGUUGUUACCUGGCAACCAACACAAUCAGGGUUUUUGCGAACUAAAAAGAUUAAACCUCUUUAAUAACAACGUAACUGAUGAAGGAAUUGAACAUUUAGCUACAGCACUCACACACACUAACUGCACACUAAACAGUUUAAACCUCGAGUAUAACAACAUAACUGAUGAAGGAGUAAAACAUUUAUCCACAGCACUCACACACAUUAACUGCACACUAAACAGCUUAUACCUUGGGGAUAACAACAUAACUGAUAAAGGUAAAAAUCUCGUAAAGUCAAGGAACAUAAAAUGUAAAGUAUCUUUCUAA